This is a messenger RNA of Batrachochytrium dendrobatidis JAM81, 549 nucleotides long. RefSeq lists its product as uncharacterized. The coding region runs from base 1 to 549 and encodes 182 amino acids. NCBI's taxonomy places the organism in Eukaryota, Fungi, Chytridiomycota, Chytridiomycetes, Rhizophydiales. The record is from RefSeq and is a predicted model, not a curated record. The transcript has a single exon.
AUGAAACAAGCUGUGAUUUUUGUAAUUUCGCUGUUGACAGCCAUGUCGUCGGCUAUAGUCGUAUCAACUUCUGAAAGUCCAGCUCCCACAUUCGAACCAUCACCAUCAACAUCAGGCUCAACAUCAGGCUCAGCAUCAGGUUCAACAUCAACUCCAGACCCAGACCCAUUAUUUCAAUCUCAUAGUGAUACUUAUGCCGCUAAUCUGUUUUUGCACUAUAAUACACUUUUGAAACGGUACGAUGCGAAAGUCGCCCAGUGCAAAAAUCUAAAACGGAAUUGCAAAAAACUCGACAAAAUCGUACGUAUACAAACACUUAUACAUACGCAGACUCUAGAUAAGUGCAUCCGUGAUAGAGACUCAUCAAAAAAAAUGCGAUUAAAGGCCACCUCCAACUGUAUGGAAGAAAAUUCUAAAAAGGCCAGGGAUUUGUACCUUCAAUCCCUUGCAAAAAAAAUCCAUAUAUGUGAUGAAGCUAGUCAACUCGAAGCAAAAGUAAACGAGAUCGAGGUUAAAAUUCAAAGAUUUCUAUCCAAUUAUCAACAAUAA